CGACACAGGAAGGAAGUUCCGCAGAUCGAAGGACGACUGGUGGAGAAUCGCUGUCACGACAGGUGGUAGUGAAUGCGGUAGAGUCCCAGUCUCUAAGCUUGUUAUUGCUCAGGUUCAGACGGUAUGGAGCAGUGUGCGUGUGUGGAGCGGGAGCUGGAGAAGGUGCUCCAUAGGUUUGUCAUGUAUGGACACCAGUCAGAGGAACGGCUGGACGAACUACUACGCAGCGUCUGUGAGCUACGGGGACAGCUGGUCACAUUCGGGGUACAAGAUGCAGAUCUGUCGGUGCUGUCUCAGACGAUGGCCCAGUGCUGUAAGAACAUUAAAGAAACGGUACAGCUGCUGGCCUCCAGACACAAGGACAUCCACGGCAGUGUCUCCAAAGUCGGCAAAGCUAUCGACAGGAACUUUGAUGCAGAGGUGAGUGCAGUAGUGGCAGAGACAGUGUGGGACUCACCUGAGAGACAGAAGUACUUGAGUGAGACCAUCGUGGAACACCUGUACAGACAAGGCAUGCUGAGCGUGGCAGAAGACCUAUGUCAGGAGUCUGGAGUAGUGAUUGACAUGAGUAUGAAGCAGCCGUUCUUGGAACUCAACAGGAUCCUGGAGGCUUUGAGGAUGCAGGACCUCAGACCAGCACUAGAGUGGGCGGUAACAAACCGGCAGCGCCUGCUGGACCUGAACAGUACCCUGGAGUUCAAGCUGCACCGCCUCUACUUCAUCAGCCUGUUAAACGGAGGCAUCACCAACCAGCUGGAGGCGCUACAGUACGCCAGGCACUUCCAGCCCUUCGCCUCACAGCACCAGAGAGACAUCCAGAUCCUCAUGGGUAGUCUGGUGUACCUGCGGCACGGCAUAGAGAACUCUCCCUACCGCUCGCUGCUAGAGACCAACCAGUGGGCUGAGAUCUGUAACAGCUUCACCAGGGACGCUUGCUCUCUGCUGGGGCUUUCUGUAGAGUCACCUCUCAGUGUCAGUUUUGCGUCAGGCUGCAUGGCUCUGCCAGUCCUGAUGAACAUCAAACAGGUGAUCGAACAGAGACAAUGUAGCGGAGUCUGGACACACAAGGACGAGCUGCCUAUUGAGAUAGACCUGGGGAAGAAGUGCUGGUACCACUCUGUGUUCGCCUGUCCCAUCCUCAGGCAGCAGACGUCAGAGAGCAACCCUCCCAUGAAGCUCAUCUGUGGACACGUCAUCUCCAGAGAUGCCCUCAACAAACUCACCAACGCUGGAAAACUGAAAUGUCCCUACUGUCCCAUGGAGCAGAACCCGUCAGAUGCAAAGCAGAUCUUCUUUUGAUCUUGUUUCCUGAAACCCCCAGGCAGAGUGGAGCCCCUUGGAGCUAAAGUACCUAACUGGAGAGAGGGAGAGAGAGAGAGAGACGUUCAUUUGCAACUGCCUGCAGAACUUAUUAUUAACUUAUUUCUUUUGUGUGAUGUUGAUAGGGUAUCAAGUUGAGUUGUAGAGUUUUUGGACGACUGCUCUGUUCCUUUUUCCUUUCCUCUGUCCAUCCGUAGGCUUUCCUCAGUACACAGAAUGGCUCAGUUGAAUGGAUGUUAGAGGGGUGAUGUGACAUUAUGGUUUUUAGGAAGUUGUCUGAUUUCAGGAGAGUAUUUAAACUUCUAUAUUACAGAGGUAAAGGUAAGUGGCCUCUGAGAAAGUAUAUACACAUAUAAAUUGUAUUGAGAGGUUGUGAUGGGCUGAUAGGUGGAGGAGACCGUGGUUACAGUUUGUGAAUGGAACACUGAUUGUAAAAAAAUAAAAUACAAAAAGUUAAACAUUUCUCCUAUUGCCGAUGAUGUAAUAAAGGCCCUGAUUGGUUGAAAGUCACUAUGGGUUACAGUACAUGUAUCAGUGUGAUGAUCAACAGUUGUGAUCGAUGGAGAGGUCGAGGGUCAAUUGGCUGAUUGAUUUUGCGACUGGCUCCAAUAACAAUUUUCCUGAAGAAGGAAGCCAUCUUUCUUGUUCUGUGUAGGCCUAUGUAUUUAACAAAAACAAAUAUACUACUGUGAACUCUGCUUUUGUUUUUAUUUAUCAUAGCUAGAAUCAAGUCUCCUGUAAAAUAGUGAAACCAUAAGUAACAUUUUAUGAAAUAUAAUUACGCCACAAAAUAGCAACAUCAGGAUUGGAUCCAUGAUCAAAUCCUUCUCCUUGGUCCAAACUGAUAGCUCCCAGCCCAUGAAAUGGUGAUGUCAGCAAGGUCUUUACCAGCAUCUCUUUAACAGCCAAUAUAUCAACUCUGCACUGAUCUCCAGUCAGAAUAAAUGAUAGUAGCAA
Messenger RNA from Coregonus clupeaformis (lake whitefish), 2277 nucleotides. Its product is annotated as E3 ubiquitin-protein transferase RMND5B-like. Gene Ontology annotation, cellular component: cytoplasm; nucleus; GID complex. The transcript is spliced from 10 exons. Gene Ontology annotation, molecular function: protein binding; ubiquitin protein ligase activity. The record is from RefSeq and is a predicted model, not a curated record. Gene Ontology annotation, biological process: proteasome-mediated ubiquitin-dependent protein catabolic process. Lineage: Eukaryota; Metazoa; Chordata; Actinopteri; Salmoniformes; Salmonidae. The coding region runs from base 124 to 1299 and encodes 391 amino acids.